AACUGGCACUCAGCCUCAGAGCAUCGACAAGGCACUGGCACACAGGCACUAUGGCAAACGAAGUACAAGUUCUGCCGUCCCCGCUGAAAGGGCGGUAUGCCCCAGCAGUGAAAGCUGGAGGGAUGCGAAUCUCCAAAAAACAAGAGAUGGGCGUUUUGGAAAGACACGCAAAAAAGACAGGCUUGGAGAAAACAAGUGCCAUCACAAAUGUCGCCAAGAUACAGAUGUUGGACGCUCUGACGGACACACUGGACAAGCUCAACCAUAAAUUUCCAGUGACAGUUCACACGGCGCAUCAAAAGCCCACACCCGCACUGGAGAAGGCUGCUCCACUGAAGAGGGCCUACAUUAUUCAGCAACCUCGAAAAUGUUAGACCAGGACAGAAAACACAGCCACCUGGUCAACUCUCCCACAAUCUGACAGCUCAGAAAAAAAAAAAAAAAAAAAAAAAAAGGUCAACACUUCCUGUAGGCCUGUUGCCCUUGCUUGGUAAAUAAACCAACUUUUGUAUCUUCCCUUUUCCCUUUAGAUAAUAAAGUUUCCAAAAUUAUGAAUCCAA
Messenger RNA from Mus caroli (Ryukyu mouse), 560 nucleotides. RefSeq names its product death associated protein like 1 (gene Dapl1). Gene Ontology annotation, biological process: apoptotic signaling pathway; negative regulation of autophagy; cellular response to amino acid starvation. Gene Ontology annotation, molecular function: death domain binding. Lineage: Eukaryota; Metazoa; Chordata; Mammalia; Rodentia; Muridae. The record is from RefSeq and is a predicted model, not a curated record.